Molecule: messenger RNA, 1816 nt
Organism: Dermacentor albipictus
Lineage: Eukaryota; Metazoa; Arthropoda; Arachnida; Ixodida; Ixodidae
Product: venom serine carboxypeptidase-like
Biological process (GO): proteolysis
Molecular function (GO): serine-type carboxypeptidase activity
Source: RefSeq, a predicted model, not a curated record
UCUCUUCCCGGACGCUGGCGAAGCAUGAAAGGACUCUGGCCGAAGAGAUAAUAGUCGGGUGGGCGUAGCCUGGAGAGGGCGAAGUGUCCCACUUCCGCGGUGCUCCUCGCGCCAACGGAUGCAAGAGGAUUAUAGGAAACGCAUUUCAGUCUUUCGACGGGAAGUCUGCGUGCUCCGUUGCAGUGUGUGUAGGUUCCAACUCCAGCUGGACGUGGGGCGGCAGACCGGUGGAUCCGAGAACUAAUGAUUUACGUGCGACCUGAGGGGCCUCUCUUAAGGUGUCUGAUCUACUGACGACAAUUGAACUCACAACAUAAAUCGCUCUAAAGAGGAUUUACGGGCUGCUUUGACAUUUACGCAAGGCACUGAAUCGACAUGCACGGUUAUGGGAAAGCGCUCCUGUGCCUGGCCUGCUUUGGGCUGCACCUCUUUGCGAACACGGCAGCAAACCCAAGUAAUGAAACUGCACCCUUGGAGCAAAGGGCCACAGACGACGUACCGCUGUUCCUGACACCGUACAUACUGAACGGGAGCAUCGACGAAGCUCAGAGAAGGAGCAAGGUGGACCUGUUCGAAAGCCGCGUAGGAGCGAAGGCGCAUUCGGGCUACGUCACCGUGAACGAGAGCACCGGGAGCAACCUGUUCUUCCUCUACGUCAAGGCUGCCAAUAACCGAAGCGGCGAGACGCCUCUGGUCCUGUGGCUCGAAGGCGGUCCCGGCAAGUCGGCGCUGUUCGGCCAAUUUCUCGAGAGCGGACCGCUGGGCAUCGGGCCCGACGGGCAGCUCUAUCGGCGGCGGCCGACGCUCCAGGAGGAAGCGGACGUCGUCUACCUGGACCAGCCCGUCGGGGGCGGCUACAGCUUCGCGACGGACCGUCGUGGCUUCGCCCGCACGCUGGACGACAUCGCCGACUCGAUCGAGGAGUUCCUGCGGCAGUUCCUCGUGCUGUUUCCAGAGAACAGAAAUAGGCGCUUCUACGCGAUCGGAGAGUCGUACGGCGCUCGAUCAGCGCUUGGGAUCGUGAAUCGGCUGCAAGUUAACCGGAGCCUUCCACUGAGAGUAUCAGGGGUGAUCCUCGGAGUUCCUUUCGUCGCCCCUCUCCUGGACCUCAUGGACUCUUCGGACUACCUGUACAGCACCGGACUCAUCGAUGGCCGGGGACACCGGCUCUUCGCCGAGCGCUUCCAGCAGAUCAAGCUCGCCGCCGGCUUCAACCGCACGAUAGCCGCCGCGCUGCUUCUGAAGACGGUGUUCAACGCGAAAUUCGACGACGAGCCGACCCUCUACCAGCAGCUCACGGGCUACACGGAUCACGGGAGCGUGCUGCGGACGAGGCCGGCACCGGAAAAGCGCAAGUACCGCGAUUACGUCACGAGCGACGCGUUCAAGAGGGCCAUUCACGUCGGCGGAGCGACGCCGCUGGAGGCUCAGAUGCUGGCCUUGGGCUUGAGCCUGGCACAGAGCGACUACUUCACCGACAUCAGCGACACGUUGGCCAACGUCCUCGACUCCAGCAAGGUGCUUCUGUACACGGGGCAGAUGGACACGGUCUUUCCGGCGGUGAACACCGACCGCUACCUGCGCCGGCUCAAGUGGAGCGGUCAGCGCGAGCUCGAGUGCGCGCAGCGCGAGGCGUGGUACUCGUUCGCCGACGCCCACACGCCCGCGGGAUACGUGACUCGCGCGCGAAACUUGACCUACGUGCUGGUCUCUCGCGCCGGCCAUCACGCCACCUUCGACAGGCCCGAAGCGCUGUUCGACCUCACGUACAGCUUUAUACACGGCAGAAAAUACAGAGCGUCGUGAGUUUGUCGCA